This is a messenger RNA of Brienomyrus brachyistius, 3616 nucleotides long. RefSeq names its product aryl hydrocarbon receptor nuclear translocator 2. The transcript has 20 exons. Gene Ontology annotation, molecular function: RNA polymerase II cis-regulatory region sequence-specific DNA binding; DNA-binding transcription factor activity, RNA polymerase II-specific; protein dimerization activity. NCBI's taxonomy places the organism in Eukaryota, Metazoa, Chordata, Actinopteri, Osteoglossiformes, Mormyridae. Bases 380 to 2593 code for a protein of 737 amino acids. Gene Ontology annotation, biological process: regulation of transcription by RNA polymerase II. Gene Ontology annotation, cellular component: transcription regulator complex; aryl hydrocarbon receptor complex; nucleus. The record is from RefSeq and is a predicted model, not a curated record.
UCCACAUCACAAUAGCGUGAGUGCUGAGUGACGCGGACGGGACCGGGACCGGGACCCUGACGCAGCCCGUCCAGCUCCGAACAGUCCAGGCUGGACUCCGGCUCUUCGCUGUAUUAAUUAAUUCAGGGCAAGUCUCGCGGUGUUACCUCUCAGACAUCUUGCAUUUUUCAGUCUGAGAAAGAAAGAGGCGAUUUAUCGCGCAGUCCGUCCGAAACGGGUCGCUGCUCGGUCCGGAGGAGCUCCGCGCUUCGAAGUGCCGAUCGCUUGCCUGCCCUCGCCGUGUCGAACCCGGCGGCGGCUCGCCUUUCCCGGGCAGUCCCGAGUCCUGCGUCAUCAUCUUUUCUGCAUUUUCGCCUUUUUCUCCCCAAUCCAAGACGACAUGGCAACACCCGCCGCUGUUAAUCCGUCGGAGAUGGCCACGGACCUCCCUGGACCCGUGACGAUGCCGGGCACUGUGGUGGGGGCAGGGCAGGUACGGAUGGCUGGUUCGAUGCCCGGCCGGGGCGGCAAGAGGAGAUCUGGAGGAAUGGACUUUGACGAUGAAGACGGGGAGGGACCCAGCAAAUUCUCAAGGUAUGAUGAUGACGAUCAAAUCCCAGGUGAUAAGGAAAGAUUUGCCAGGGAGAACCACAGUGAGAUCGAGAGACGCCGGCGGAAUAAGAUGACACAGUACAUCACGGAGCUGUCGGACAUGGUGCCCACCUGCAGCGCGCUGGCCCGCAAACCCGACAAGCUGACCAUCCUGCGCAUGGCCGUCUCGCACAUGAAGUCCAUGCGGGGCACAGGAAACACCUCCACUGAUGGAGCCUACAAGCCGUCCUUCCUCACUGAGCAGGAGCUGAAGCACCUGAUCCUGGAGGCCGCGGACGGCUUCCUGUUCGUGGUGGCUGCCGAUACGGGUCGCGUGAUCUACGUGUCGGACUCGGUGACGCCGGUCCUGAACCAGCCUCAGUCCGAGUGGUUCGGAAGCACCUUGUAUGAGCACGUGCACCCGGACGACGUGGACAAGCUCAGGGAGCAGCUCAGCACCUCUGAGAACUCUAUGACAGGGCGCAUCCUGGACCUGAAGACCGGCACGGUGAAGAAGGAAGGCCAGCAGUCCUCCAUGCGGAUGUGCAUGGGGUCCCGGCGCUCCUUCAUCUGCCGCAUGAGGUGUGGGAAUUCCCCCUUAGACCACAUCUCCCUAAACCGUCUGUCCAACAUGAGGAAGAGGUACCGGAAUGGCUUGGGACCAUCGAAGGAGGGAGAAGCUCAAUACUCAGUGGUGCACUGCACGGGGUACAUCAAGGCCUGGCCCCCCGCAGGAAUGACCAUUCCCGACGAGGACGCAGAGGCCGGACAGAGCAGCAAGUACUGCCUUGUCGCUAUCGGGAGGCUGCAGGUCACCAGCUCGCCGGUUUCCAUGGAUAUGAACGGCCUGUCUGUGCCCACCGAGUUCCUGUCGCGCCACAACUCGGACGGCAUCGUCACCUUCGUGGACCCGCGUUGCAUCAAUGUAAUCGGAUACCAGCCCCAGGACCUUUUAGGGAAGGACAUUCUGGAAUUCUGCCACCCAGAGGACCAGAGUCAUCUACGAGAGAGCUUCCAGCAGGUGGUGAAGCUGAAAGGCCAGGUUCUCUCUGUGAUGUAUCGCUUCCGCAUCAAGACCCGCGAGUGGAUGCUCAUCAGGACCAGCAGCUUCACUUUCCAGAACCCCUACUCGGAUGAGAUCGAGUACAUCAUCUGCACCAACACUAACGUCAAGCAGCUGCAGCAACAGCAGCAGGCCGAGCUGGAGGUGCACCAGAGGGACGGUCUGUCUGCCUACGACCUCACCCAGGUCCCCGUCGCCAAUGUCCCCACCGGAGUCCAUGACGGGGGAAAGGCCAUCGACAAAACGGAAGCGAUUUUCUCCCAGGAGAGGGACCCCCGCUUCUCGGACAUGUACGGCGGCAUCUCUGGGGCCGAUAAGAAGAUGAUGGUGCCGUCAUCCACCACCGGGGGGCAGCAGCUGUACCCCCAGGGGAGCCCGUUUCAGCCGGGGCAUGCUGGGAAGGGCUUCAGUUCCUCUGUGAUUCAUGUUCCUGGAGUGAAUGACAUUCAGCCCUCGUCCUCCGCGGGCCAGAACUUGGCCCAGAUCUCGCGGCAGCUCAACGCCGGCCAGGUGGCGUGGACCGGAAGCCGCCCCCCUUUUUCUGGGCAGCAAAUCGCCUCCCAGUCCAGCAAGGCCCAGUCCUCCCCGUUUGGCAUCGGGUCGGGCCACAGCUACCCAGCAGACCCAUCCUCCUACAGCCCACUCUCCAGUCCGGCCACCUCCUCCCCAAGCGGGAACGCCUACUCCAGCCUAGCCAAUCGCGGCACGGCCUUCGACGUUGCAGGCGAAGGGGGCCAGAGCGGGGGGCAGUUCCAGGGUCGGCCUUCUGAGGUUUGGUCACAGUGGCAGAACCAGCACCACGGCCAGCAGGGCGGCGAUCAGCACGGCCACACCCAGCCAGGGCAGACGGAGGUCUUUCAGGACAUGUUGCCCAUGGCGGGGGAUCCCACUCAGGGGACGGCCAACUACAAUAUCGAGGAUUUCGCCGACCUGGGAAUGUUCCCGCCGUUCUCCGAGUAACGGCCGCGUGCCAGAGAGAGGGACUCUCCCGGAAAGGACAACGUCCUCAUUCCAUCAAAGCAAUUGGCGCGGGACACCACAUGGAAUUGGGAAAGGUGGUCGACGGACACGCACACACACACACGCACGCACACACAGCAUGCUCACCGGCAGACUGCGCACGGUGCUGCACCACCGCGCCUCGUCACGCAGGGGGGGGCGGCGCGGCCCCAAGGAGCGUCGGACGAGGGCGUCGCCUCGCUCAGGCCGGCGUCCCGGAAGGGAAGCGGGACUCGCCUGCUCCGGGUUCGACUCCAGGAGGAUAUCAGCUCCUCGUCUUUUGAUUAUCUGACUUCCCGCGUGCCAAACUGUGACGUCACUCCUCUGCUGCUCCAUAUGAUGCUUUCAGCACAGAAAUAUCUGAUUAGUAGCACAUUCCUUAAUCUAGAUUGAUUAACACGGCUGUGGGAGCGUUAAUGUGCUGCACUAAAGUGUACCUUCUGUUUUAUCUUUUUUCAAAAACACCGUGAUGUUUCUGAAGCUUGGGGUGAAACAUUAAAUGUACAUCAUUAAGCUACUAUAACUUGUUUCGGGCCCCCUCGGGCAGGGGUGGGCGUGGGGUCGUGGCUAAGCGACGGACACACAGGGGGCCAGCAGCACGUGUGCUUCGGUACUCAGAGGGAGCGGGAGCGACUCCUGCCGACGGAGCGUUUUCACACAGGAGCUGGGUGAGUUGAACUCAGCUGAAACCCCUUCGAGGGCCGUGGGUCUUUGCAGCUUUUGUUAAAUGGAUGUUUUUGUAAAUAACGUGUGUGUUUUUUUUUUUCCCUCCAUCUUAAGUUUUCUUAUGUAUUGCAUCUAUACAUAUUUGUGUAGUUUUAAUAUCGUGUACAAUGUGUGUGUAUAUUUAACUAUUUGUCCUUAGGUAGUCUGGUAAUUGUAAAUUGAGGUUAGACUUGUAAAAACUGUGUAAAUGUGAUCCAUUAUUUUUGUGUAACUUUAUAAAAGGAAAUGUGCGUGUGACAAUAAAUUCCUACUGGUUUA